GUUGUACACUUGGCAAAGCUUGUUCCUAUCCAAAGGAAUAUCGUCAGUGGCACAAACUCACGGGCAAACAGUACCGAUCCAAAGACCGUUGGACUGUUCAGUUGUCUCCGAACCCCCGAACUGUUCGGACGUUUACGUGAUUACGUCGUGAUAAUAAAUCCCCGAAAUCUCACUAGAAGAUAUCACCCCAAUUGUGAAAUACAACGUGAACAUUAAUUUUUAGUUAAUUUUAAUCAAGCCAAGAGACGACAGUAGCCCGAGGGGUGGAAAUAUAAUUUACUCAUUCCGUUGGACUCGUCAGCAGACAAUCAGCAAAAACGUAGCCAAAAGGUAGAAUGGUGGCAUCGCAGAACGACGGUGGAAGAAGUGGUGGUGGUGAAACGAAUUCCGUAGGUGAUGAGCACGGUACAGCAGUUUACACAGUAUCAGUGAGUGGUGGAUACAGAAAUGAGGGGUACAAAGAGGACAAUGGCGACGGUAUACCCCCAGAGCCAACAAAACCCCCGGCAUUGCCAGCCCCAGAGGAUGACACACAGUCCCGCAAGCUAAAAAUGUCAAGAAGUGAAAAAUGGCGAAUACUGAAAAAUAUUGGCACAGUAUCAGUGGCAUUCAUGGUGCAAUUCACAGCAUUUCAGGGUACCGCUAAUCUACAAUCAUCGAUAAAUGCCAAAGAUGGUCUUGGCACUGUAUCGCUGUCAGCAAUCUAUGCGGCACUUGUGCUGUCAUGUAUUUUUGUACCGACAUUCAUGAUCAAGAGAUUCACUGUCAAGUGGACAUUGUGUCUGUCGAUGCUGUGUUAUGCACCGUAUAUUGGAUCGCAGUUUUAUCCGAGGUUUUAUACACUUGUACCAGCUGGAGUACUUCUGGGUCUUGGUGCUGCACCCAUGUGGGCUGCUAAAGCCACUUAUUUGACACAAGUCGGUGGUGUUUAUGCCAAAUUAACUGAUCAGCCUGCCGAUGCUAUUGUCGUCAGAUUCUUUGGAUUCUUUUUUCUUGCUUGGCAAACAGCUGAACUCUGGGGCAAUCUCAUUUCAUCUCUCGUUCUCAGUGAAGGAGAAUUCGGGAGUGGUGGUGAUGAGAAUGCCACAAACUUCAAUCUAGAAAAAUUGAGCACCUGUGGUGCACACUUCUGCACGAUGGGUGGUCAUCACGAGGUAGAACGACCUCCAGAGUCCGAGAUCUUCGAGAUUUCUUCGAUAUACCUGACAUGUGUCAUUGUCGCUGUGAUAAUCGUCGCCCUCUUCGUGGAUCCGCUGUCCAGGUAUGGUGAGAAGCAGCGACGCGCUGAUAGUGCAGAACUCAGUGGGAUACAGUUGUUAUCUGCAACUGCCUAUCAACUUAAAAAACCGUACCAACAGCUUCUGAUACCGAUCACGGUGUGGAUUGGAAUGGAGCAGGCAUUCAUUGGUGCAGAUUUUACUCAGGCUUACAUCUCGUGUGCCCUAGGUGUCCAGAAAGUUGGGUACGUCAUGAUCUGCUUCGGGGUGGUAAACGCUGGUUGUUCACUCCUCUUCGGAUCAGUCAUGAAGUUCGUGGGAAGGCAGCCCUUGAUGGCCCUCGGGGCAGUGGUCCAUGCAGCCCUCAUCGGCGUUCUCCUAGUCUGGAGGCCUCAUCCUGAGAACUCCUACGUCUUCUACACGGUCUCCGGUCUCUGGGGUGUGGGUGAUGCAGUCUGGCAGACUCAAGUCAACGGUUUAUACGGUACACUCUUCAGGCGCAACAAGGAGGCUGCAUUUUCAAACUACCGUCUCUGGGAAAGCGCUGGUUUUGUCAUUGCUUAUGCCUACAGUACACACUUGUGCGCAAGAAUGAAGUUAUACGUCAUGUUAACAGUAUUACUAGUUGGUACAAUGGGUUACAUAAUCGUGGAGAUACUCCACAGGCGAAAGCAGAAAAGAUUGAAGGCACUUGCUGAGGAUCCAAAGGCAGCAGCAGCAGCUGCUGAGGCAAAUGUGCCUGAAGAAACUGACGAUGAGAAGGACGACAUCGACGACGACAUCAUCGUAACACACCUCUGAAUAUUCAAACGAAUAGAUUAAUGAUAAAGCUACUUUCACGAGCAUCAUUGAGGGUUUUUCCUCAAUUUUUAUUUAUCAGAAAGGCCUCUAGGGCUUCCUCGUUACGACGUCUCUCAAGCCAACGCUCGUCGGCCCGCACACGAAAUCAUAAAUACAAUGAAACAAUUACGAUCAUCAGUUGUCACGUGCUGGACGACGAUCGAUUAUUUAUGAGGACGAGAAUUAUGCUUGAGAGACGUUUGCGUCUCAUCGUAUGAUGGCAGGAAGGAUCGAGGCAAAUACGAGACCGAAAUGAAAAUGUUUCGUAUAUUAUUUUUUUUAAAAAAACCAACAUGAAAUUUUCUCGAGUGGAUAUCAUUCAGCGGGAAUUUCCACACUGAAAUUGCAAAUUCAAAUCGAGAUUAUGGAUCAUCCAAGGAUUUUAUUAUAAAAUAUUCUCAUUUUUUUUUUAUGGGAGAAAUUUGAGAACGGAAACAACAAAGCAGUAUUUUAUAACGAAAUAAUUGUUCUUUCUUUUGUAAUUUGGAA
Fopius arisanus is the source of this 2546-nucleotide messenger RNA. RefSeq names its product UNC93-like protein. Bases 336 to 2018 code for a protein of 560 amino acids. The record is from RefSeq and is a predicted model, not a curated record. Gene Ontology annotation, molecular function: potassium channel regulator activity. Gene Ontology annotation, cellular component: striated muscle dense body; plasma membrane. Gene Ontology annotation, biological process: regulation of potassium ion transport; regulation of muscle contraction. The transcript is spliced from 6 exons. Lineage: Eukaryota; Metazoa; Arthropoda; Insecta; Hymenoptera; Braconidae.